Messenger RNA from Enterobius vermicularis (human pinworm), 222 nucleotides. NCBI's taxonomy places the organism in Eukaryota, Metazoa, Nematoda, Chromadorea, Rhabditida, Oxyuridae. The record is from the annotation of a GenBank genome assembly.
AUGGUAGUGAUGACGGUGGUGAUGGAUAUCGCUGUCAGUGGUAGUGCUGGUGAGGGCAAUAUUUUCUUUACAGGAAGAUUAAAGGUUCUAGCGUUUUAUUCUGAAGAUUUGGUUAAAGGUGGAAUUCCGGUUAAGUUAACCGGAAAUUACCUGGUCGGCACAGAGAGCCGGUCGUUGGGUUGUGAUCUGAGCGCAAAAUAUGCUUGUUUUAAAGUGCUCUGA